This is a messenger RNA of Acanthoscelides obtectus, 901 nucleotides long. The record is from the annotation of a GenBank genome assembly. Lineage: Eukaryota; Metazoa; Arthropoda; Insecta; Coleoptera; Chrysomelidae.
GCGGAAGAAACAAACGUCAUUUGCCAGGAAUGUCAAUUCUCUAUUUUCCUCCGCUAUUUAUCGUUUUAUUUGUGAAUUAAAGUUAUUUAAUAUGUCUACGAGAAGCAAAAGAAUAAUAUAUUCAGAAGCUGAUUGUCAUACGCUUGUGGAUAUAAUUAUUUCUCAUAAGAAUAUUAUCGAAUGUAAGAAAACAGAUGCCACAACUUGGAAAGAGAAGGUGAGUGAUUAUUUCUAUAAAUUCUUAGUAAAAAAUCUACAUGUGGAGUAUAUUUUAGAUAACUGCAUGGGCAAAAAUAGCAGAUAUUUAUAAUGCCACUACUAUGGAGCCAAGAACAGCUGAACAGUUACGUUGCAAAUACGAUAACCUAAAAAAAGAAGUGCGCAAGCUCGAGGCUCACAAAAGACAAGCGUUAUAUCAGACUGGUGGUGGUGUGAGCGAACCUGAUAUAAAAGAUACAUUGCAGCAAGCUUUAGAAGAAGAUAUUCUAUUUGAUAACCUGCCAAAAGAGACAGUUGCUGAACAAAAAAAUGAUAUUUUUAAGAAUAGUGAAUCUGAAGUAAAAGAAAACGAAAUGGUGACAGAAACAAAGAAAGAUCCUGAAAUUAAGAAAGACUGGUCAGAUUACACUCCUAAAAUGUUACGAAGCAAAAGACAUAGAGUAUUACAAGUGAAGAGAAAGGCAACUGAUCACCAAAGUGAAGAUGAUAAACAAAAUUUAAAGAGGAAAUUAAUGGAGGAGGAAGCCCAAAGAAAUAAGGAAUAUCAUAUUGCACGUAUGGAACGAGAAGCAGAAAUCCAUAAGUACAAAAUAGAAAAUAUAAGAUUGCAAAAUGCAAAAUUGCUAUUGGAGAUAGAGUUGCUAAAAAAACAAUUAUAAAGGAAAUAAAAGUUUAGUUAUAC